This is a messenger RNA of Closterium sp. Naga37s-1, 2434 nucleotides long. The record is from the annotation of a GenBank genome assembly. NCBI's taxonomy places the organism in Eukaryota, Viridiplantae, Streptophyta, Zygnematophyceae, Desmidiales, Closteriaceae.
CUCCCCUCACAGAGCAUCAUGCUUCAGACCUUGCAGUGGCAUGGGCCAGUCGCACAGGAACAGUGGCAUGACUCCUUCGCUUGCCCACCUCUCCAACUCUUGCCCUCGUAUUCUCCUCCUCGCACCAGAUUCCACUCUCCAUCACCUGGCACUUGACUCACGGCAAGGAGGCAACGGAGGAGAAGGAGGACGAGGGGGCAAAAGAACCGGAGGAAAAGCAGGUGGAGAAACAGGAGGAGGAGGAGGAGAAACAAGGCGAGGUGUGCAACAAGGAAGAGAGAAGAAAGGGGAACCCGGAGGAGAGAGCGUCAGGGAAGGAGACUGGGUAGCAUCAGAAGAAUCGUCAGAAGAACCAGAACAAGCAGGCAAUGGGCUGGGUUCUUGCUUCUCGACCCUCCCUUCUCUGUCUCCCCCAGGCGCUCCCUUCUGCCCGUGCCUCCCCAGUCCCUCUCGACAUUCUCUACUGCCAGUUGCUGCUCUGCAGGAACAGCAGCUGUGUGUGAUGAUUCCGGUGGAGCCCCUGCGCUCCAAGAGAGAGUUCAGACCAACCACUGAUGGUAGUAGGAAAAGCAGCGAUAGUAGCAGCAAAGGCAUUAGCAAGAACAGCAGCAGCAGUGGAAGCAAGGACAGUGCUAGCGGCGGCAGCAGCAGGAGCAGGAGAAGUGCUAGCGACAACCAGAAUGGCAAGGCAGCAACAUCAAGAAGUGAAAGAAGCAGGCGGGAAUCAGAGAGCAGUCACAGCAGCAGCAGCAGAAGCAGAAGUGGCACCAGCAGUAGCAGUAGCAGUAGCAGCAGCAGCACCAGCAUUAGUGGCACCAGCAGCAGGAGUAGCAGCAGGAACGGAGGAGGCGGUGGUGGUGAAGGGCAAGUUCCUAAUAGUGAGGUGAAGAAGACUCUAGACAUGUUCCUCUCGGCUGCUGUCAGACUGGUGAUGCAAGGGGAGCAUAACAAGGCUCUUGAAAUCUUUGACAAGGUGUUGGAGCAGAAGGUAUUCACGGACCAUGCACUGACGUACCGUGGGACAGUCUACGCCCUCAUGCACCGCUACCCGGAAGCCAUUGCUGACUUUACCAAGGCUUUGGAGUUCAAUCCGGCCUUCUAUGAGGCGAGGAGGAGGCGUGGACAGACGUACACAGCCAUGGGCAGGAACGAUGAGGCAGUAAAGGAUUUGACAGCAGUGAUCGAGGCUCGCCCCACCGACUGGCCUGCAUAUAUGGAGCGAGGCAUAGCGUACUUCAAUGCGCGGUUCAUCUUCCAGGCCCUCAGCGACCUGCGAACAGUCACCACACACGAGCCUAAAAAUGCCCAGGCUCUCUUCUUCCUGGCGCAGGCGCACAUGCACGGGGGAGAGUGUGCGGCGGCUAUACCGCUGCUGCACCGGGUGAAGCAACUGGAUCCGAACUUGAAGGGGCUGCUGGUGCAGCUGGGGCAGGCGUACAAGGAGGAAUCGCGCCUGGAGGAGGCGGAGGAGACGUACCGACAGGCACUGGAAAAGGAACCACAGAAUCUGUUGGGUUACCAUCUGUACUCGAAUCUCAAGCACGGCAUGGGGUACCAUAGGGAGGCGAUGGAGAUAGCUCGUAAAGGGCUGAGACUAGCAGACGCCAACGACUUGGAUCUGCGAUACAUGGAGGCCUCGUGCCUGCACGCCCUGGGGUACUUCCCCCAGGCCAUCCAGGCCUACUCUGCCAUUCUCGCCCUGCAGCUGGCCCCGGGCGUGGACCAGACCAAGCAGUUCCAGUCCUUCUACCAGCGCGAGUUGACAGCAUACCUGGCGCAGAGGCGCGGCAAGCCAGUGACAGCAUACAGCAUAGACGACGACAUGCACCCCACGUUCAAGGAGCUCUGGGCCAAGCGCAUCGCCUACGCGCCCCUCUUCCCCGGGUACCAGCUCCAGCCGCUCCGCACCGCACUCAAGCUCGCAGCACCGGAGACCGGCGGGCACAACGUGAGGUUCUCGGAGAGGGUGCUAGGGGCGGCGGAUGAGCUAGGGAAGAGGACACAGUAUUGGUGUAAUGGGUUUCUGAGGAACCGCAGGCAGCACCGCAUGGCAGGGCUUGCGAUCCUGGAUGUUAGGGAUAUGGUGAGGGAGACAUGGAAGAGAAUGAGGCAGGAGAGGGAUGGGGAGGGAAGGGCAGCAACGGUGGGAGAAGGGGGAAGUGGUGAAGGUGGUGGUGAGGAGGUGGGGAGCGGUAGGGGGCGACAGAGGGGGAAGAGGCGGCAGCAGCGGCAGCAGCAGUGGCAGCAGAAGCAGGAGAAACAGCAGGAGGGGCCAGAGCAGGAGCAGGAGCAAAGCAGGGCAGGGGGGAGGAGGGGUGGAGCAGCAGGGUAUGUGCGACGGUGGCGAGACAUCUAUGACCGCGUGGUGCGGUGGAGGCAGCUGGGGGAACCCAUUGAACCAGUUGUGUGGAUCGACAAGCUCACGUACGUAUGA